Messenger RNA from Oncorhynchus nerka (sockeye salmon), 972 nucleotides. RefSeq lists its product as uncharacterized. The transcript has a single exon. Bases 1 to 972 code for a protein of 323 amino acids. The record is from RefSeq and is a predicted model, not a curated record. NCBI's taxonomy places the organism in Eukaryota, Metazoa, Chordata, Actinopteri, Salmoniformes, Salmonidae.
AUGCCCAGCCCCUGCCCCAGCCCCAGCCCAGCCCCACCCCAGCCCACCCCAGCCCCAGGCCAGGCCAACCCAACCCCAGCCCAACCCCAGCCCCAGGCUAGCCCAGCCCUGCCCACCCCAACCCCAGCCCCAGGCCAGGCCAGCCCAGCCCAGCCCAACCCCAGGCCAGCCCAGCCCAACCACAGCCCCAGGCCAGCCCCACCCCAGGCCAGCCCAGCCCAACCACAGCCCCAAGCCAAGCCAGCCCAGCCCAGCCCAACCACAGCCCCAAGCCAAGCCACCCCAGCCCAGCCCAACCACAGCCCCAGCCCAGCCCAACCCCAGGCCAGCCCAGCCCAACCACGGCCAGGCCAACCUCAGUCCAGUCUAGCCCAACCCCAGCCCAACCACAGGUCAGCCCAAUCUCAGCCCCGGCCUAAUCCCAGCCCAGCCCAACCACAGGCCAGCCAAACCCCAGGCCACCCCAAUCCCAGGCCAGCCAAACCCCAGGCCACCCCAAUCCCAGGCCAGCCAAACCCCAGGCCACCCCAAUCCCAGGCCAGCCAAACCCCAGGCCACCCCAAUCCCAGGCCAGCCAAACCCCAGGCCACCCCAAUCCCAGGCCAGCUAAACCCCAGGCCACCCCAACCACAGGCCAGCCAAACCCCAGGCCACCCCAAUCCAAGGCCACCCAAACCCCAGGCCACCCCAACCACAGGCCAGCCAAAAACCCCAGGCCACCCCAAAUCCCAGGCCAGCCAAACCCCAGGCCAGCCAAACCCCAGGCCACCCCAAUCCCAGGCCAGCCAAACCCCAGGCCACCCCAAUCCCAGCCCAGCCCAACCCCAGGCCACCCCAAUCCCAGGCCACCCCAAUCCCAGGCCACCCAAACCCCAGGCCACCCCAAUCCCAGGCCACCCAAACCCCAGGCCAGCCAAACCCCAGGCCACCCCAAUCCCAGGCCAGCCAAACCCCAGGCCAGCCCAAUCCUAG